Molecule: messenger RNA, 2088 nt
Organism: Psammomys obesus (fat sand rat)
Lineage: Eukaryota; Metazoa; Chordata; Mammalia; Rodentia; Muridae
Gene: Fance
Product: FA complementation group E
Exons: 10
Biological process (GO): interstrand cross-link repair
Cellular component (GO): Fanconi anaemia nuclear complex
Source: RefSeq, a predicted model, not a curated record
CCACUCCCUUUCCUGUCCCGCCCCGAGCGCCAAGCCCCGCCUCAAAGGGCGGGGCUGAGGCGGGGCUCUGGCCCUCGCUGUUUCUCCCGCGCGCUUGGCUGUGCGCGAGCGGUGGAGCGGUGCGACCGCCGCGUGUCCCGCCCGCCGCCCCGCGUCGGCUCCGCGCUGGAGAGGUCGGUGCCGGACACCGUGGCCUCGGCCGGGGCGGCGCCCUGGGCCGCCCUGGAGGCCCCCGCCCGCCUCCUGCUGCAGGCGCUGCAGGCGGGGCCCGAGGGCGCGCGUCGCGGCCUGGGGGUUCUGCGCGCCCUGGGCCGCCGCGCCGAGCACUUCCCUUGGGACGGCUUCCUGGAGGCGCUGGGCCGCGCAGAGCCCGAGGUGCGGGGCCCCGACGGCCGCCUGGAGCUGGUUCCACUGUUGCUGCGGUUGCCUGGGGUCUGCCGGAAAAACCUGAUGUGCCUGCUGAUGGCUGUUCGACCCUCGUUACCUGAGAGCGGCCUCCGAUCUGUGCUGCAGCUGGCCCAGCAGGACACAGCGUCUAACCCUGAUGCCUGGCUCCACGCCCUGGCGGAGCUGCUGCGAAGGGAUGUGGGGCUCCCAGGCCCGGCGGGGGGUGCCUCACCAUUAUCCACAAGCUGUCGGUCACAGCUCCAAGACCUGUGUGGGCGGCUGGGCCAGGGCGGGAGGGGCCUGAAAUCAGCCCUGGCUGCAGAUCCUGAGCCAGAGGACAGGCACUCUCAGCUUUGUGGGAAACGGAGCAAGGAGCCAGAGGAAGAGCCUGCCAGCCCUGAGUCAGAGAGAGCCCCUAAGAGGUUCCGGGGUUGUGAGGAGGACUCGGCGGCGGCGGAAGGAAAGGACCAGGAAGAGGGACCCCAGCUGGAGUCCUGGGAAUCACCUUCCAAAGGUGCAGGAGGUGUGGUGCCUGACGCUGAAGCCCAGAUGCCUGAGGCCAGCCCAGGUGCUGAGGAGGCCGAGCGUCCAGCCCAGACUGUGGAGUUGCCCAAAGUUGUCCAGGACCAGGUCCCCAGGCUGCAGGAGCUGCUGAAGGCCUUCCAGGAGGGCCUGGAGGGCUUGGAAGAGCAGCUCUCAGUGGACCUGCAGUGUCUCCAUGAGUGUAGUCCCAGCCAGAUGGAGGUGCUCUGCAGCCAGCUGCAGCUGCCCCAGCUCCCUGACGGAUGCGUCCUGCAGCUCUGCAGCCGCCUGCUGGGUCUCACGCCAGCCCUCAGCAUCGCCAGCGCCUCCGUGCUGGCCAGGAGCCUCUUUCUGGAUCGGAUCCUCUCGCUGCCGGCCUCCGCCUCCAGGCUGCUCAGAGCUGCCCUGGUCUCCUUCUGCGUGAAGUAUACCUACGCUGUGUGCAAGGCUGUGCUCUGUCCCCUGCUGCAGGACCCGGGCGUAGGUCCCGCCCAGGCCGAGUUACUGUGUUCCCUUAUGAAGGAUGGGUCUCUGGAGCCGGACAUGCAGCUCCAGAUCCUGGGGCAGGUCCUGGAGCUGGCGUGGCGGGAGGAGGCCUUCCUGGUGUUGCAGGCGCUGCUGGAACGGCAGGUGGAGAUGACCUCUGAGGUGUUCAGUGUCUUGGUGCAGAGGCUCUGCAAAGAGGGACCCACAGCCACCACCUCCAUGGCCUAUGCCAAGCUGAUGCUGACAGUGAUGACCAAGUACCAGGCCAGUAUCACAGAGCAGCAGAGCCUGGAUCUGGCCAUGGCCCUAGAGCCCAACGCCACCUUCCUGAAGAAGUCCCUGCAGGCGGCACUGAGACAUCUGGCCCACUGACCACCCGCAAGGACCCCCUGACCCCUCACCUUAGAACUGAGCACAGCCAUCUCAGGAGUCAGCUGCCACCUGUCCAAUAUCCAAGCUGUGCAGAGGCCAUCUUGACAUCAGGAAGAGCAGAGAGGAGGCCUAGCUCCAUGCUGGCUCCCACUCCUGGUCGCAUCACAACAUGGGGACCGUGGAGGAUUGGUGCUGUACGUGAGAGCCGGGGUUCCUGUGUGCUCAGCAUGAAUCUGGUGCUCGGGUAGAAGUCGUGGCCCUCCUUUUUGUUUCGGAACUAAAUAAUUUUGUAAUAGUUUUCAAUAAAAAGAAGAAAGUUCA